Molecule: messenger RNA, 5065 nt
Organism: Paralichthys olivaceus (Japanese flounder)
Lineage: Eukaryota; Metazoa; Chordata; Actinopteri; Pleuronectiformes; Paralichthyidae
Source: RefSeq, a predicted model, not a curated record
UUCUGCAACUACACGAUGAAUCCUGACACUGGGAUUCAUCUAACACUUGGGGUGAAGUCCUCAUAAGCAGAAAUAUACAUCCAGUGCAUACAAUUCACAAACAUACACACUUUGUACAUUAAAGAUCUGUAAACAAAUAUAUCCACAUUUAUCUCUAUCAAGCUUGACAUUACGUUUGAAAAUACUCUACAUUUAAUAUAUUUGAUGCUGGUGAUUGCAGCUUUUUUUCUGAAACCGUAAAAGGGACCAUUAAUCGGAUAAAGUUUUUCGCUCCGAUUUUAUAUUAAAUGUUCUUCAUGCGUGCAAACAUAAGUUUGAAUCAUUUACUUAACUGCUGUUUUUCAUAAAUUGCUAAAUAAAAACUAUUAUUCAGCACAAGGCAUUGCAGCACCCGUUCCCCAUUGACUGCAAGGCACUGCCCGGUUAUUCACAUUUUAUUAAACUUAUUGUGCAUCCAAAUCGCACCAAAUAUAACACUACACCUCCUCAGGCCAUUAACAACACACAAGCCAAGAGUGACGCUGAUAACAGUUUGCGAGAUAUGUUCCACAUACACACAGAGAGACAUUGUUAUAAUAAUCUACUGGGACGGAAAUCCAGAGGAGAGGAGCAGGGAUCAUCUAAUAUCCCCCAAUUAGUCAACCUCCGCCCUGUAUUAAGCCCACACCCUCCCAGCCCCAUUGUGACCCUCAUCACCCCAUACCCCACAAUGCACCAUGGCAAGCCCUGCUUCCUGACACUUCGGUGUCUGUGUCAUCAGGGACACCCACCCACACCAACUUCCUAGUAGGUGGAGGAGCGAUCUAAGCUGAACCGACAGAGCUCCCCAGCGCUGCAGCACAAAGUGUCCAACCGCAUCUCCGACCCCUCCCUCCCUCCCCGCUCCGAGUCCUUCAGCAGCGGGGGCAUGCAGCCCGCCCGCACCCCACCCAUCCACCGCUCCAUCGAACCACAGAUGGCUCACCUUGUUCCAGUGAAGACCCACUCCAGCUCCAUGUCCGGCUCUCAGUCUCUCCAGGAACAGACGGGUUCAGUUCUGAGUGAGGGCGUCACUGUGGGGUCCCCCAGGCCCGAGAUGCCCCGGCAGAACUCAGACCCCACCUCCGACACCCCGGGACCACAGCUGCGCAUCACUGGCAGGGAGGAACGUGAUCGGGAACGAGACAGAGAGCGUGAUCGAGAGCGGGACAGGACUGCGUGGCUGAGAGAGGAGGACAUUCCACCAAAGGUCCCCCAGAGAACAACAUCCAUCUCCCCAGCCCUGGUCAGGAAGAAUUCCCCGAACGGAGGAGGGGGUCUGGGCCCUCGCACAGGUUCUCAGCUCAUACGGGCCAGUAACCCAGACCUGCGGCGCUCUGAGCUCUCUCUGGACGCCAUGCUGCAAAGAACCUCCUCCAACUCGUCGUCUUCCUCCUCCCCUUCAUCGCAGGGAGGCUCAGCUGAGAGGAGAGGUCAAACCAAGCAGGAAGGAUCCCCUCCAGGAGCCAAUCAGGAGGCAAAGUCCAAACAGGAGGAGGGCCGUGAAUCAGCCAGACCCAGCAGACCUGCAAGCUAUAAGAAAGCCAUAGAUGAGGAGGAGCUGGACCUCAGUGCAUUGGCGAAGGAACUCAGAGAGCUGAGGGUAGAGGAGGGCAGCAGACCUCCAGUCAAGUUCGGCGUGGGUGGGUCCAAAGCCUCUUUUACCCCAUUCGUUGAUCCUCGUGUCUAUCAAACAUCCCCAAGUGACAAUGACGAUGAGAACUCGGCGGCAGCCAUGUUUGAAAAUGAGCUGCUGAGGCAGGAGCAGGCUCGACUAAACGAAGCCAGAAAGAUCUCCGUGGUCAACGUCAACCCCACCAAUAUCAGGCCGCACAGUGACACGCCUGAGAUCCGCAAAUACAAGAAACGCUUCAACUCGGAGAUCCUUUGUGCUGCACUCUGGGGUGUGAACCUGCUGGUGGGGACAGAGAAUGGUCUAAUGCUGCUUGACCGGAGCGGACAGGGCAAAGUCUAUAACCUCAUCACCAGACGGCGCUUCCUGCAGAUGGAUGUGUUGGAAGGGCUCAAUGUGCUCGUCACCAUAUCUGGGAAAAAGAAUAAGUUGCGUGUCUACUACUUGUCCUGGCUGAGGAACCGAAUAUUACACAAUGACCCUGAGGUAGAAAAGAAGCAGGGUUGGAUAACAGUUGGCGAGCUGGAGGGCUGUGUGCAUUAUAAAGUUGUAAAAUAUGAGAGGAUAAAGUUCCUGGUGAUCGCUCUGAAGAACUCAGUGGAAAUCUACGCCUGGGCUCCCAAACCCUACCACAAGUUCAUGGCCUUCAAGUCAUUCACCGAGCUGCAGCACCGUCCCCAGCUUGUUGACCUGACGGUGGAGGAAGGCCAAAGGUUAAAGGUCAUCUAUGGCUCCAGCGUGGGCUUCCAUGUCAUUGACGUGGACUCGGGCAACCCUUACGACAUCUACAUCCCCUCACAUUGUGCCAAACAGACGAAGAUCCAGAGCCAGGUGAUGCCCCAUGCCAUCGUGGUGCUGCCAAAAACUGAUGGAAUGGAGAUGCUGCUGUGUUACGAGGACGAGGGUGUUUACGUCAACACCUACGGUCGUAUCACCAAGGAUGUGGUGCUUCAGUGGGGAGAGAUGCCUACCUCUGUUGCCUAUAUCCAUUCUAAUCAGAUCAUGGGCUGGGGUGAAAAAGCCAUAGAGAUCCGCUCCGUGGAGACGGGUCAUCUGGACGGAGUCUUUAUGCACAAGAGAGCCCAGAGACUGAAGUUCCUCUGUGAGCGGAAUGACAAGGUGUUCUUUGCAUCAGUGCGUUCGGGAGGCAGCAGCCAAGUCUUCUUCAUGACCCUCAACAGAAAUUCCAUGAUGAACUGGUGAAGGCUCCUCCCACACUCUGCUCUGCCUCGCUCUCCCAUUGGCCAGCCCGGCGACCCACCCCGGCCCACGACACGUCUCACAAAAGGAUCCGACUGCCCGCGUGGCCGCGACUGAACUCUUUUAACACUGGAGAGACUAAAAACAUUUAGCUAACAAAAAAAAACGGAUAUCGUAGAGAAAAACAAACAAAGACUUUGUUCUAAAUAAAGAGACGUGUUACCCUAGAUCACAUCAGGGUCAUACAGAAGCCAUCUUUCCUCAGCUGACUGGCAAACUAGUGCCACUGACUUUCCAAAUAUUCUCUCUUUUCCCCUCUUUCUGUGUCCGUCUGUCUGUAACUCUUCUACCUUUUUUGUCCGUCUCUUCUCCGCAAGAGGACGAGCGCAUUCAGCAACUAUAGAAAACACUUUGGACCCGUCUCCCCUGUCGCUCGUCCUCUACCUUUCUUCUUCUGCUCCUUCCUGCUAGAACAAGUGAUCACUUUUCCAGCCCUCUGACACCUCAAUUUCUCCCUCCCUUCCUGUCCGCCGUGUGAGAACUGAGCCUCAAGGGAUGGAGGACGAGCAGAUGAGUGAGGUUUAAUAUGAAUUUAAAUAAAUACUUCUGGAUAUGACAGUGCAGGGAGGGCGGCUGAGAGGGAUGACAAAUCUACUCUGGAUGUCGGUGGGGGAAGGCAGACAGCCUGAUUGAUUUUCUUUCUCCUCUGUCACUCCUCCUCCUCCUCCUCUUCCUCUCGUCAUCUUUCCGGGUAAACUGAGUUGUGACUUGGUGUUCGAUCGCAUCUCACUGAUAGAGAUGCGGUGAGACCUUGCCGUCACGGGCAGGUCGCAAUAGUAUGCAAAGAUGAUGUCUGUGUCCCUUUAAAAUGAAACCACUGGUCCGUUGUGUGUCACACCCUCUUCAUCAUCACACUCUUUAUACUCUGAAGGUGCUGCAUCAGAUAUACUGUAAUAUUCAACGAGGGAGUCGUUCUGCUCGUUGUGUUUAUUUUUUCUGUUCCUCUUCCUCGUCAGUCGGUCGUUGAAGCUCGAUGUACAGCACGUGUCUCUGAAGUCAGGAGCGUGUGUUGAUAUGUGUGUGAAUGCGUGUGUGUGUUUAACUCUGUCACAAUGACUCACGUUCGAAUCAAAGUUGGAUGUUUGACGUCCACGAAAAAAAGGUCAAGUAAUUCUGUCUCUGUGCGUGAACUUCUACUUUAAUGAGAUCAAAGCACCGCUGAGUGUGUUUACAAGCAGAUUUACUGUAUUUUCUUCCUAGUAUGAGUUGGUGUUUGCGAACACCAUGCAUUUUAAGAAAAUAGGCAAUAUUAGUGGAUGAUUUGUGUUAUGUUCUGUCGUAUGUUUCUGUUUCCUUUAACAUUUUGAUGUUACUGGCUUCUCACGCCUGCAGCCGUGUCGCUGUGGUAGAUAGGAUGAUGCACAUGAAUAUACGACCUGAGCGGGUUAAGAGCCGUGAUCCUCAACAUUUGUGCGCACGUGAAAAAGCACUCUUCGUCAAAAGCUGUGGUGUCAUGCUCCUCCCUGAUUGGCUCUUCUGACUUUUGGCUCCUUACUGUUUGCACAGUGCCUAGCAUGAAGUAAGCAAAACUAAAAUGAGGCCAAGAGAUUACCACUCAUCAUGAAUAAUGAUUUUAUUGCCUAUGCGGUUACUUUACACAGUUUUUUAACUUUAACACGUGAUGUAAUUUGUCUCUUCUGAUGAAGAUGUGACUUUAACAACUUUUUAGACUUGAUUCAUUCUUUGAAAGGAGUAACUGAAUAGAACUCUUUGCCAUUUCUCUCUCGAUAUCUAGCACAGCUCAGUCAUUAAUGCAUAUUGUAUUAAAUUUGCAACACUAUCAAGGGUGGACGGGUUCCUGCUCAUCCUCAUUGUCCGAGAGCAAUGAAAUGCAGAUGAGUGUUUUAUCCCCUGGUGGAUAUUCUGCAGGUCAGUCAGCAUGUUGGCCUGUGGUUACAAGAAAUUUACGAUGGCACAAAAAUAGGCUCAUUCCGCAGUUAUGUAACGAUCAUUCGAAUACAUUUUUCUGUCAAAUUAUUGAAAUCAUUCUGUUGUAUUUCCAAUGACUUUUCUACACGUCCAUGCAGUAGCUGUUCCUGCGGAGCUGUUAGGUUCACUGAGAGCAGGCUAACAUUUAGCAAUAAAGAGCUGAGCUGAAGAAACCACCGUCUUCCCUGUGUGUGUGUGUGUGUGUGUGUGUGUGUGUGUGUGUGU